AUGCAAUUUUUCAAAUCUAUUUCCAUUUUAGCCUUGGCCGCUCAAGCAUUAGCUGGAGUCACUCAAUAUCAAUUUUUUGUAAAAUCAGACAAUGAGGAAAUUAAUGGACGUGGGUUGUACCACCACGUGGUGAAUGAAGCUAGUGCUAUUGAUUAUUACUUUGUAUCAAAUAAUGAUGCUGACACUUCAGCUUCUAUUGUUAGUUAUGAUGACCAACAGCAAGUGUUUUUCUUUCAGUACAGUCCACUGGUUACAUACUACGUUAGAGAGUUGGGAAACAUUUUGCAAUUCAGGCAAGGCCCAGCAUUGAAGGCGUCAAUUGGGGACGAUGGGUUUGUUUCUUUCCCUGGCAGCGACUCAUUACGUGCAAAGAAAGAUAUCCAUGACCCAGAAAACUACUCUAAAAACAACUAUGCUGUUAUUGUUGAUGGUCAAAGCGAUGGUAUUCCAUUUACCAUUGAGGCAAGAACGUAUGCUGCUUAA
This is a messenger RNA of Lodderomyces margitis, 483 nucleotides long. RefSeq lists its product as uncharacterized. The record is from RefSeq and is a predicted model, not a curated record. NCBI's taxonomy places the organism in Eukaryota, Fungi, Ascomycota, Pichiomycetes, Serinales, Debaryomycetaceae. Bases 1 to 483 code for a protein of 160 amino acids. The transcript has a single exon.